UUUCGCUGCCGGACGCGGAGGUGGAUUUCAUCCCUCAAAGAAAAAACGAAGGAGAGAAUUAAAGCAAGAUGGCGUCUCUCCAUGACAAGUCGGUUUGGGACGAAGUAGAGGAUGGAAUAGGAGAGGAUGUUUUGAAAAUGUCGACUGAAGAAGUCGUUCAGCGAUCGCGUUUGCUGGACAGCGAGAUAAAGAUCAUGAAGAGUGAGGUACUUAGAGUGACUUAUGAGCUCCAGGCCAUGAAGGACAAAAUCAAAGAAAACACAGAAAAGAUCAAAGUGAACAAGACGCUGCCCUACCUGGUGUCCAACGUCAUUGAGCUGUUGGACGUGGACCCUAACGACAUGGAGGAGGACGGGGCCAACAUCGACCUGGACGCCCAGAGGAAAGGGAAGUGUGCAGUCAUCAAGACCUCCACCCGCCAGACCUACUUCCUGCCUGUUAUCGGUCUGGUCGACGCAGAGAAACUGAAACCAGGAGAUCUGGUGGGCGUGAACAAAGACUCGUACCUGGUCCUGGAGACGCUGCCCACUGAGUACGACUCCCGGGUCAAAGCCAUGGAGGUGGACGAGAGGCCCACGGAGCAGUACAGCGACAUAGGGGGCCUGGACAAGCAGAUACAGGAGCUGGUCGAGGCCAUCGUUCUGCCCAUGAACCAUAAGGAGAAGUUUGAGAACUUGGGGAUCCAGCCACCCAAAGGAGUCCUGAUGUACGGACCCCCAGGCACGGGGAAGACCCUGCUGGCCAGAGCCUGCGCUGCGCAGACCAAGGCUACGUUCCUGAAGCUAGCUGGUCCUCAGCUAGUGCAGAUGUUUAUUGGAGACGGAGCCAAGCUGGUGAGGGACGCCUUCGCUCUGGCUAAGGAGAAAGCUCCGUCCAUCAUCUUCAUCGACGAGCUGGACGCCAUCGGCACCAAAAGGUUCGACAGUGAGAAGGCUGGAGACCGAGAGGUUCAGAGGACGAUGCUGGAACUCCUCAACCAGCUGGAUGGAUUCCAGCCCAACAUGCAGGUCAAGGUGAUCGCAGCGACCAAUCGCGUGGACAUCCUGGACCCGGCGCUGCUGCGAUCCGGACGCCUCGACCGCAAGAUCGAGUUCCCCGCGCCCAACGAGGAGGCCCGCGCCCGCAUCAUGCAGAUCCACUCCAGGAAGAUGAACGUCAGUCCGGAUGUGAACUAUGAGGAGUUGGCUCGCUGCACCGACGACUUCAAUGGAGCCCAGUGUAAAGCUGUGUGUGUGGAGGCGGGGAUGAUCGCGUUGCGGCGCGGAGCCACGGAGCUCAACCACGAGGACUAUAUGGAGGGCAUCCUGGAGGUCCAGGCCAAGAAGAAGGCCAACCUGCAGUACUACGCCUGAGGACUACAUGGAGGGGAUCCUGGAGGUCCAGGCCAAGAAGAAGGCCAACCUGCAGUACUACGCCUGAGACUACAGGCCUCACUGGGAUUAAAGGGCUUUUCUAUGAAACGCGUCACUUCAUUACUUUACGUACUUAGUUGUACCGGUUAUCGGGUGGAUACCCUGACACCUUCAACCAGGACGUGAACAGUACAUAAAGGCUGAGAGUUAAGGUUAGCCUAAACUAGAGCCUGACCGAUAAAGAAUUGUUAAGGCCGAUACCGAUACGAAUAUUUCGUGAUUUAAAAAUCUGAUAUGCCGAUAUAUAUAUAUAAAAAAAAAAUCCAGAAACGCGCAACAAAACAAACACAUUUCCCUAACAUUGGUUACUUGUAGUUAUCCUUUAAAUCCUUUUCACUCUCAGCUAACACGUAACAACAGCAAAACUGGACACGGUAGUCAUGAAUUAAGUCAUGCUUAUCGACUUUAGAGAAUUGAUGGGGAUGUUCUUUUAAUUGUUAUUCAAGCAAUGUAUGUCUCGUGACAGUUGCCAACUUACCAUGAACACACUUGCACACAUGAACAACACCGAUGAUCUCCGUCGAUCUCCGUCAUUCACUCUGCCUAACUCUGGCUGAAUCAGCGGGUUUGGGGCGUUAGAGCGCCCCAAACCCGGGGGCUAAAUGAAUAUAUUUUUUUAUAUAUUCAUUUAUCGGCCAUUCUAAAUGCCGAUACCGAAUAGUUUGAAAAAUGGCUAAUAUCGGCCGAUAUCGGGCUCUAGCCUAAACCCCCGGGUUAGGGUUGGACUAACGCUGCCCCGGGUAGGGACGGGAUUGGGCCUUUACCCCCGGGUUAGGGUUGGACUAAUAAUCCCUUUGUUCUACCAAAACCUCCACCUAAACCCUACCCCUACCCCUUACCCCUCGACCCUACCCCUACGAAAUGGGACAACCCUCCAAGACCCAGUUACAGUACCUCAUUAGCAGUCGCUGACGGGGUUUUGAUCUGUAUUUCCAUAUAAUUUGUUUUAUCUUUUGAUGCAACAUCUGUCUCUGGAAUUGUACUGUAUAGUUUGAAUGUCUUAGGAAUGCAACCUUACCCACAUGGAAAAGCACGGUAUGAUUAGAUAAGAUUAUGAUUCAUGCUCACAAUCUGUGAGAAAAUGCAGUGUUGCACUUUAUUUUGGAUCAAACAUACAAGAUCAACAUAAUAUAUAAAACCAGAAUAAACAUAGAACUUGAGGUAGUAUGCCAUCCAUGUAAAACAUAAAUAUCAUAUCAUACAAACAAGAACCAGCGCUAUGAUGUAACUAAUUUUGCACAUUAGAAAAAGGCAUCAACCAGCACAUUUUAUCAGUACCUUGGUGGGUUUAACCAUCAGUGGAUGGUUAAUCUUCCCAUCUUCCUGGGGGCUGGGGGGCUUGGAGCUACCAAUGCAGAAGAGGUUUUUGAGGUGGCGGGAUGGGCUCUGUUGGCAGCGGCCUCAAUAGAGUGGCGAAGUCACGCCCCUUACGGUAGAGCCCAUGGGACCUAUGAGAUCGAAAAAUGUGAAUGGGUUUCAAUGGAGAGAAAUG
Messenger RNA from Gadus chalcogrammus (walleye pollock), 2904 nucleotides. It is a transcript of the gene psmc3, whose product is annotated as proteasome 26S subunit, ATPase 3. Gene Ontology annotation, cellular component: proteasome regulatory particle, base subcomplex. The coding region runs from base 69 to 1352 and encodes 427 amino acids. Gene Ontology annotation, biological process: proteasome-mediated ubiquitin-dependent protein catabolic process. The record is from RefSeq and is a predicted model, not a curated record. The transcript is spliced from 12 exons. Gene Ontology annotation, molecular function: proteasome-activating activity; ATP hydrolysis activity; ATP binding. NCBI's taxonomy places the organism in Eukaryota, Metazoa, Chordata, Actinopteri, Gadiformes, Gadidae.